AUGACUUCCACCGAACUGCCUGGUGUCGCAUGGCCGCGCUCUCGUUCUUCCAAGCUCCCGCUACCUCCGGGACCGAAACCCCUUCCCAUUAUUGGAAAUCUACUCGACAUGCCGAUGACAAAUAUGGCGCCUGCGCUGCACAGGCUGAGCGCGAUAUAUGGUGAUUUGGUCUACCUCGACGUCGUCGGGCAGCCCGUUAUCGUCAUGGAUCGGUACGAGGACGCGUUCGCGCUGCUGGAGAGCCGUUCCGCAAACACCUCCGAGAGACCGCGACUUGUCAUGGCUGAAUUGGGCGGCCUCAUGUGGGAGUUCACGCUCCUGCCGUACAACUCAACCCUCAAGAGGUGCCGCCGCACGUUCCACAGCUACUUCUCGCAAGAUGCAAUCAUGGAUUACCGCCCGAUCCACGAGCGUGGGGUACGGAGGUUCAUGAACAACCUCCUCGACAGCCCCGAGGACUUCCUGGCGCAUGCUCGACGGACGUUGAGCGCAACGAUCAUGGAGGUCGUGUAUGGUAUCCGGGUGGAGAACGAGGACAACGAGUACGUGUCCAUAGUCGAGAAAGGCGGACGCAUCUUUGGUGAAGUCGUCGCGCCCGGGCGGUUCCUCGUCGAGCUCUUGCCCGCGCUGGCGUACCUUCCCGCGUGGAUGCCCGGGGCGGGAUUCAAGCGCAACGCUGCCAAGUGGAACAAAGACAUUAAAGCCCUCAGGGACGCUGAAGGGAGUGCCAGGACGUCGAUCGAUGGUACGAUUGACGAUGAAGAUUUUGAGCACUGCAAAGACGUAGUAGGCGUAGCCUACACUAUGAGCGCGCUCUCAGCGUUCUUCCUUGCCAUGGUCAUGCAUCCAGAAGUGCAGCACAAUGCCCACGCAGAACUCGACGCGGUUAUUGGUCCAAAUCGGCUUCCGAGCUUUACUGACCGCGAACACCUUCCAUAUGUGGAUGCGGUCAUGAAGGAAAUCACGAGAUGGCAUCCAGUUCUGCCCCUUGGUAUCACACAUCAGACGCGAAAGGACGAUGUUUACAAAGGCUAUCAUAUUCCGGCUGGGACAAACCUAAUCGCUAACAACUGGGCAAUGUCGAGGGACCCGGCAGUCUAUCCCGAUCCGGAGAAGUUUAUGCCUGAACGCUAUCUUGGCGACGCGGGAGGAAGGGCAAACCACAAGGAUGUUUCGCGACUUCUAUUCGGAUAUGGUCGACGAGUAUGUCCAGGUCGGCACUUUGCCACAGACGCCCUUUUCAUCUUCAUUACAUCCAUGCUCUAUGCCUUCGAAAUCCUUCCUCCUCUAGGCGCCGAUGGGAAGCCGCAACCUGUCCAGCGAAAAGUUGGCCUCGAUUUCCUUCUGUCGUUUCCGGAGCCCUUCGCAUGCCGGAUAGUGCCUCGCUCUCUCAAAGCGGAGGCCUUGGUCAAGCAGUCGAAGUCGCAUGUGUAA
Epithele typhae is the source of this 1434-nucleotide messenger RNA. RefSeq names its product O-methylsterigmatocystin oxidoreductase. Bases 1 to 1434 code for a protein of 477 amino acids. NCBI's taxonomy places the organism in Eukaryota, Fungi, Basidiomycota, Agaricomycetes, Polyporales, Epitheliaceae. The transcript is spliced from 11 exons. Gene Ontology annotation, molecular function: oxidoreductase activity, acting on paired donors, with incorporation or reduction of molecular oxygen; monooxygenase activity; iron ion binding. The record is from RefSeq and is a predicted model, not a curated record.